AGCGGUCUGUGCGUGCUUUUUCUCCGGUUUGUUCUGUCGUUUCCUCGUUGUGUUCCGUGGUGGCCGUGAAGCCAUGGCGCUCCACGUUCCCAAGGCUCCGGGCUUCGCCCAGAUGCUGAAAGAAGGAGCUAAACAUUAUUCAGGAUUAGAGGAAGCUGUGUAUAGGAAUAUUCAAGCAUGUAAAGAGCUUGCCCAGACUACUCGUACAGCAUAUGGACCAAAUGGAAUGAACAAAAUGGUUAUCAAUCAUCUGGAGAAGCUGUUUGUGACGAAUGAUGCAGCUACAAUUUUAAGAGAGCUAGAAGUACAGCAUCCUGCUGCAAAGAUGAUUGUGAUGGCUUCUCACAUGCAAGAACAGGAGGUUGGGGAUGGCACAAAUUUUGUCCUGGUGUUUGCUGGAGCCCUUCUAGAAUUAGCGGAAGAGCUCCUGAGGAUUGGCCUAUCGGUUUCAGAGGUCAUAGAAGGCUAUGAAAUAGCUUGCAGGAAAGCCCAUGAAAUUCUUCCUGAUUUGGUAUGUUGCUCUGCAAAGAAUCUUAGAGACACCGACGAAGUAGCAGCUCUCCUUCAGACCUCCAUUAUGAGCAAGCAGUACGGCAACGAGGUCUUCUUAGCGAAGCUUAUUUCCCAGGCGUGCGUAUCUAUUUUUCCUGAUUCUGGUCACUUCAAUGUUGAUAAUAUCAGAGUGUGUAAAAUUCUGGGCUCUGGCAUCCACUCCUCUUCAGUACUGCAUGGGAUGGUUUUUAAGAAAGAGACCGAAGGGGACGUCACUUCAAUCAAAGAUGCUAAAAUAGCCGUGUAUUCUUGUCCUUUCGAUGGCAUGAUAACAGAAACUAAGGGCACCGUGCUGAUCAAGACCGCAGAAGAGCUCAUGAACUUCAGCAAAGGAGAAGAAAACCUGAUGGAUUCACAAGUUAAAGCGAUUGCCGAUUCCGGCGCAAACGUGAUCGUGACGGGGGGCAAGGUGGCGGACAUGGCUCUUCAUUAUGCCAACAAAUACAACAUCAUGUUGGUCAGGUUGAAUUCAAAAUGGGAUCUCCGAAGACUAUGUAAAACUGUUGGUGCUAUCGCUCUUCCUAGACUGACGCCCCCUGUACUUGAAGAAAUGGGCCACUGUGACAGUGUUUAUUUAUCAGAAGUUGGAGACACACAAGUGGUUGUUUUUAAGCAUGAAAAGGAAGAUGGUGCCAUUUCCACUAUAGUACUUCGAGGUUCGACAGAUAAUCUAAUGGACGACAUAGAAAGGGCAGUAGAUGAUGGUGUGAAUACUUUCAAAGUUCUCACAAGGGAUAAGCGUCUUGUGCCCGGAGGCGGAGCGACAGAAAUUGAAUUGGCUAAGCAGAUCACGUCGUAUGGAGAGACGUGUCCUGGACUCGAGCAGUAUGCUAUUAAGAAGUUUGCAGAAGCAUUUGAAGCUAUUCCUCGGGCACUGGCAGAAAAUUCUGGAGUUAAGGCUAACGAAGUGAUCUCUAAACUUUAUGCAGUACAUCAAGAAGGAAACAAAAACGUUGGAUUAGAUAUUGAGGCUGAGACUGCUGCAGUAAAGGAUAUGUUGGAAGCUGGCAUUCUCGAUACUUACCUCGGGAAAUAUUGGGCCAUCAAGCUGGCUACUAAUGCUGCGGUAACCGUACUCCGAGUUGAUCAGAUAAUCAUGGCAAGGCCAGCUGGUGGGCCAAAACCUCCAACAGGAAAAAAGGAUUGGGAUGAAGAUCAAAAUGACUGAAUGGGUUAACUGAACACGUCGAGUUAAAAAAUCCUGUUUGUAUUCCCAAACGAUUAAAUAAAUAUCAAAUUUUUAUGGUCA
Messenger RNA from Monodelphis domestica (gray short-tailed opossum), 1801 nucleotides. It is a transcript of the gene CCT8, whose product is annotated as chaperonin containing TCP1 subunit 8. Gene Ontology annotation, biological process: protein folding. Gene Ontology annotation, molecular function: ATP-dependent protein folding chaperone; ATP binding; ATP hydrolysis activity. NCBI's taxonomy places the organism in Eukaryota, Metazoa, Chordata, Mammalia, Didelphimorphia, Didelphidae. The record is from RefSeq and is a predicted model, not a curated record.